Molecule: messenger RNA, 1742 nt
Organism: Asparagus officinalis (garden asparagus)
Lineage: Eukaryota; Viridiplantae; Streptophyta; Magnoliopsida; Asparagales; Asparagaceae
Product: ATP-dependent DNA helicase Q-like SIM
Exons: 8
Coding region: 988-1572 (194 amino acids)
Biological process (GO): double-strand break repair via homologous recombination
Cellular component (GO): cytoplasm; nucleus; chromosome
Molecular function (GO): 3'-5' DNA helicase activity; four-way junction helicase activity
Source: RefSeq, a predicted model, not a curated record
UCCAUUAGUGUUAUUGCAUGACUCGAAAGUAUUGUAAAAGUUAUCGUUUAAUUCCAGACAUCAUGACCCAUGAGUAAAAUUAGAAUAUGUAUCUCUUGAUUCCCUUUCUUAUUCGGCUUCAGUUUUUUAAUUAGUUUUGUUUUUUAUAAUCAUAAGGUGGAUAUCAUUAUGAUAUUCCUCUUCUUAUAAACCAGGCGUGCACCGAUGUGACGUUGGCGACUAUUAUAUACAUUGAGAAAGAAUAUAAUUGAUUUUUGAAUGCUUGCAAUAAGUGUAAGAGGAAGGCAAAGCCUGAUGGGGGCAAAUUUAGGUGUGACUAUUGUCAUGAAUAUGUGAAGGUGGUUGUGCCAAGAGCUGGAAAUCUGGUUGAUCAAACUGUGGCUGGGGAAUCGGCUGAAGUAACUUCUUCUGCUGGACACGUACAAUUAGCGGACUUGCAGAGAAUAUAAAGAGGCAUCCAGUCACCAGCUGCUGUUGAGGACCCUGAUGCAGGUCUAGGAUUAGGGGAUAUUUUGACACCUGAUUUGGUUUCUCCACUGAUUAAAAAGUUACAAGUUCAGAAGACUGGUGUCAUACUUACCUGAGGUGAGUGCUAUUUUCUUAAAUCUAUUGUGAAUGUUAUAACGGUUGAUGCUCCAGUUCUAUAACGAUGUUGUGUAAUGAUUAGGGCCCUUGGACUCCCCAAAUUAUCACAGAAUUAUUAUUUUCAACUGGUCAUUUUUCAGUUGUCAUACUUGAAUUCGUUGUACUAAGUGAAGCUGAACGCUUUCCCCAAGUCUCAAAUUGCUUCUAUAUAGAAUAAAUGUUUCCAAGCACCAUCAAAAUAGGAUGAUCUCACAAUUGAUUAUGAAGACUGUAAUGUGAUAUGAAAGCACCAUCAAAAUAUAGAUCGAGGAAGCUCGCCAGGAACGUCGUCGUCCUCGCCGGAAUCGUCGAGCAUGUUUCCUUGGAUCUGGACAACCUGACCGGACUGUUGAGUGCAAAGAUAUGAGUGGCAUGUAUAGGAUAAUUUAUGUUUGUCCUGAGACGGUAUUAAGACUUACAGAACCACUUACAAGGCUUGCAGAAAGUCAUGGGAUUGCACUCUUUGCCAUCGAUGAGGUUCACUGCGUUUCAAAGUGGGGCCAUGAUUUUCGACCUGAUUACAGGCAAUUGUCCAUACUUAGAAAGAACUUCAGCUCUUGCAAUUUAAAAUUCUUGAAGUUUGACAUCCCAUUGAUGGCCCUGACGGCUACAGCGACGAUUCCAGUUCGUGAGGACAUUAUCAAGUCUCUGCACAUGUCAGAGGAAACAAAAAUUGUCUUGACAUCUUUCUUUCGACCGAACGUACGAUUUUCAGGCUCGCUAUCGGUCACUUGUGACAAUGAAGUUGGAAUUUGUUCCUCGGAUAACAUUACUCCUUGCAAAAGAAAUUUGUUGGAAUCUGAUAUCGAGCACUCAGUUUCAGUAGACUUGAUUUCUCCGCAAAUGUCUAGCAACAAAAAGCAAAAAAAGUUCAAGAUUGAAAGAGAGAAUUAUAAUAUUCUACGAGACUUCAAGCUACUUUUUUAUAAAUCUCUAUCUGAUUCAUGAUGUCUGAAAUUUAUAUUUAGUAUUCUGGUCUAAAACCUUAUUCACUAAACUUUUGUAUGCACUACAUAUUUUUUGGUGGUUUUGUGUUGAGAAACCUAACUACUUGAUAUGAUUGUGAUGGAUAUUUUGUUUAUCAAUCUAUUGAUAAUUAUUGCAUUGAUUCAUAGAUA